Stegodyphus dumicola is the source of this 1484-nucleotide messenger RNA. Its product is annotated as trans-L-3-hydroxyproline dehydratase-like. Gene Ontology annotation, molecular function: hydro-lyase activity. Lineage: Eukaryota; Metazoa; Arthropoda; Arachnida; Araneae; Eresidae. The record is from RefSeq and is a predicted model, not a curated record.
AGCAGGAAGACUUAAACUUUGUUUUGAUUUCAUUUGUGUUUGUUUUCUUCCUGUAUUUCGAAGUUUGAUGAAAUGUACUGUUCGUCAUCAGAUGCACCAUUAUUUGUUUCCACUUCAUUGUUAUAGUUUGAUUCUGUAAUCGAAGAUUACUCUGCAUAGAAAUAUACUUUUGUUUUACGUCAUGGCUAAACGUUGCUUUUCUGCAGUUGAAAACUGGGCACCCAUAAUGAAUUUAAUUUUCGAGCGUUUAGAGAGACACUUAUCUAUAGAUAUUUUAGAACAUGACUGCCUCUGAAUUCGAUAUACCUUUUCGUAAAACAGAGGUAACCGAUUGAAGUGGCGAACAAAAUUAUUAAAAUUUAUUACUGAAGAACGUUCUACUGCGUAUUUGUUUUCUUAUAUAAUGACUUCCUGUGGAUUUGAAUCGGCACUUGUUAUUGAAACUCAUGACAUGCAUACUGCUGGUGAGCCACUAAGAAUAGUGGAAAAAUUUCCUUCUUUAGAAGGGUCUACAGUUUUAGAAAAGAGGAAAUAUGUGAAAACACAAUAUGAUUACUACCGUAGAUUUUUAAUGACUGAACCUAGAGGUCAUAAUGAUAUGUAUGGUGCUAUUCUAAUUCCAAAACUAGGAUUUGAUAAUGAAUUUGAAGUAAUAUUUAUGCAUAAUGAAGGUUAUAGUUCUAUGUGUGGUCAUGGUGUUAUAGCUCUAGGACGUUAUGUUGUUGACCAGGGAUUGGUAUCUCCAUCCUCUCCUGAGACUGAGAUAAUUUUUCAUUGCCCCUGUGGACCUGUAAAGACAUAUGUUCAAUAUAAUAAUGGAGUCAGUGGCCCAGUUCGCUUUCAGAGUAUGCCAGCAUUUUUGUACAAAUCUGGUGCCAAAAUAAAUGUUAAGAAUUUGGGAUCAGUUGAAGUUGACAUAGCUUAUGGUGGAGCAUUUUAUGCAUUUGUGAGUGCUAGUGAUAUUAAUGUGGAUUUAGACAUAACACCAUUAUCACAACUUGUAGAUACAGCUGCAAUGAUUACAGAGGCUGCAAAAGAGCAACUGACUAUAAAACAUCCAGAAUCUGAUGAACUGUCAUUUCUUUAUGGCACUAUUAUUACAGAUGGAAAGGAUAAAUAUUCUGAAAGUCCAACCAAGAAUAUUUGUGUAUUUGCAGAUAAGCAGGUGGAUCGUAGCCCUACUGGAUCUGGUGUAACAGCUCGCAUAGCACUUCAAUUUAAAAAAGGUUUAAUAGCCUUAAAUCAGCCAAGGGAAUUCAAAAGCAUUAUUGAUACAUCUUUUACUGGCAAAGCAGUUUCAGAAACAAAAUUUGGCAAUUUUGAUGCUGUGGUAGUUGAAGUCUGUGGCAUGUCUUAUCAUAUUGGAAAACAUGUGUUUUACAUGGAAUCAAAUGAUCCUCUUAACUAUGGUUUUUUGUUACCUAACUAACAUAUAACAUUUACGUCAGACUGAACUUUCAUUAAUAAAAUUUGAUUGUGCCUUA